UGAUAGGUAAUUGUUUUGAUGGUGGACGUCAGAUUUCAUGGGAAAACGUUGUUUAUUUUCUAAGCUUUCUCGGUCAUGUAUCUGAAGGCAACGUCAACAAUAUGUGUUAUUUGUCAGUAGGGGAUGUUUUGUAGAGUUAUAGCCAGCUAACUCUAGCUAAUACAUCUCACGGCAGGUAACGUUAGCUAGCUAAUGUUAACUGUCAGUCUAGCUAGCUGGGUGAGUAGUUAGCCUAGCAUCGUUAGCUUGUUUCCAGCGACGCAGUCUAACAAAGCAGUCUUUAUCCAAAACGGCUUGCGAAUAUGUACGUUACUUUGUAGCUACCUACCUAGCACAGCUGUGGUCCUUCUCUACAGCGUAUUUGUAUACAGAUAGCUAGCUAACGUUAGAUACCAUGGUUUAUUGCCUAGCAUUGCUAGCUAGCCAGCAAAAUGGGUUAGGUUGUGGUGUUGACCAAACGAAGUUCUUAGUUAUUGAACGUGAUUUCUAAACUGCCAAUCAUAACCAGACACCCCAGUUGAACCAGAAGUGUCUAGCUACCAUAUGGUUUAUCCAGCUAACAUUAUCUAGUUAGCAUUACUGCAAUCCAAUCAGGGAUCUCCCAAUAACGUCAUGCCAUGGUGCUAAGAAGGUUACUGAGAAAACGUUGGGUGCUAGGUGUGGUGUUUGGACUGUCUUUGAUCUACUUCCUAACCAGCACCCUGAAACAGGAGGAGAGAACCAUACGGGAUCGCAACCUGUUGGAGGCCAGGGACCCGGAUCACCGGAUCCCAUGGAAAGUCAGGUUCAGCCUGGGCAACAGUAGCAGGCAGAUCACUCAGUGCCGGAACUCCAUUCAGGGCAAAACGCUGCUCACAGAUGAACUGGGUUAUGUGUGUGACAGAAAUGAUCUGCUGGUAAAUGGCUGCUGUAAUGUCAAUGCCCCCAGCUCAAGACAGUACAUUUGUAAAAGCUGUCUGGCCAAUGGCUGCUGCAACAUCUACGAGCACUGUGUGUCCUGCUGCCUCCAGCCUGAUAAGCAACCUCUUCUAGAGAGUUUCCUGAACAGAGCUGCAGAUGGCUUCCAGAACCUAUUCACAGCCGUGGAGGACCACUUUGAGCUGUGUUUAGCCAAGUGUCGGACUUCAUCGCAGAGUGUCCAACAUGAAAAUACCUACAGAAAUCCACAAGCAAAAUACUGUUAUGGAGAAAGUCCACCUGAACUCCUGCCUAUAUGAUUGUUUUGUACCUACGAGACUGUAUAGAAACUAAUAACGGUCCUCUGGGACCUAUGAGACUGUAUAGAAACUGAUAACGGUCCUCUGGGACCUACGAGACUGUAUAGAAAUGAAUAACAGUCCUCUGGGACCUAUGAGACUGUAUAAAAACUAAUAACGGUCCUCUGGAACCUACGAGACUGUAUAGAAACUGAUAACGGUCCUCUGGGACCUACGAGACUGUAUAGAAAUGAAUAACAGUCCUCUGGGACCUAUGAGACUGUAUAGAAACUGAUAACGGUCCUCUGGGACCUACGAGACUGUAUAGAAAUGAAUAAAGGUCCUCUGGGACCUACGAGACUGUAUAGAAAUGAAUAACAGUCCUCUGGGACCUAUGAGACUGUAUAGAAACUGAUAACGGUCCUCUGGGACCUACGAGACUGUAUAGAAAUGAAUAAAGGUCCUCUGGGACCUACGAGACUGUAUAGAAAUGAAUAACAGUCCUCUGGGACCUAUGAGACUGUAUAAAAACGAAUAAAGGUCCUCUGGGACCUAUGAGACUGUAUAGAAACUGAUAACGGUCCUCUGGGACCUAUGAGACUGUAUAGAAAUGAAUAAAGGUCCUCUGGGACCUAUGAGACUGUAUAGAAACUAAUAACGGUUGUCUGGGACUUACGAGAAUGUAAAGAAAUGGUCCAACUAAGAGCCAAGAGACACACCUUGAUGCUCCGUGGGAAGACCGAAUUCCCCUUCAUCUUGUGUCGACAUAAUGGCCUUGAAACGUCUGACACCAUACGGUGCUUAACAGAUGGGAGCCACCAAACCCUGUAUAGAGGGGAUUUGACUGACAAUAACAGACGCCAUGUUGAAACUUUUGAUAAAGUAAUGUGAGUAACAGUCUCUACAUAUGGCUCUGAAGAACACUAUCGUAACCUCACAACAAUGGACAGAUACUGUAUGUGAUAUAGCUAUAUUAUUUACACUUCAUAAGUGCAUAGCUUCAUAACUUCAUCAGUGAUGAUCAUCAGGUCUCAUUCGCUCAUUAGACCAGUUAGGAUUCACCUCAUGCUGCCGUUGUUCCACAUUAUGGUCAUGUUCAUUAGGGCACGCAACAGAAAAUGUUUAAAAAUGUUUGAGUCUGUUUUCUUUUGUUUGGUGCAAAAUGAACACGACCCAUGUUAUAAAGGUCUGUAUUUAAAGCCUGACGAUAUACUGAAGGUUGAUAUCAGUUGUUUAGUCCUUACUAUUGAAUAUGAUAACAGAUGUGUCUUUACUUUUGUGUGUUGUCGUGCAUGGAUAUUGACUGACUGGUUAUUUAAUAAAGUGACUUAUUAAAUAAGUUUAUGUAUUUCACACUA
This is a messenger RNA of Salvelinus namaycush (lake trout), 2554 nucleotides long. RefSeq names its product SREBP regulating gene protein. The coding region runs from base 618 to 1217 and encodes 199 amino acids. Gene Ontology annotation, biological process: positive regulation of SREBP signaling pathway. The transcript has 5 exons. The record is from RefSeq and is a predicted model, not a curated record. NCBI's taxonomy places the organism in Eukaryota, Metazoa, Chordata, Actinopteri, Salmoniformes, Salmonidae.